This is a messenger RNA of Morus notabilis, 1551 nucleotides long. RefSeq lists its product as uncharacterized. The coding region runs from base 382 to 1293 and encodes 303 amino acids. NCBI's taxonomy places the organism in Eukaryota, Viridiplantae, Streptophyta, Magnoliopsida, Rosales, Moraceae. The record is from RefSeq and is a predicted model, not a curated record. The transcript is spliced from 3 exons.
AUAUUCUCCUCCUUUUUCUUCUUUUAUCUCUUCCUCAGAGCUAUUAUUUUCUUGGAAAACCUACCUUGUUUCUUCCCAAUUCACCACUUUGUCUAUCGAAAUUUUCCCAUUAUCCAAACGUUAAUUCUUUCUUAAAUCGGACCCAGUUUCCCAUUUAUUCUUAGGCUCUUUUUGCAACGACUUUUUUGCCUGUUCCUCCGGGUCAUUUGGAUCUGAUAGCUCGUGAUUUUGUGGUGAUUUUGGUUUCAUUUAUGUUUCAUAUACUCUGUGAGAGUAUUUUUCGAACUGGGUUUUGUUGUUUUCUUGUGAUUGUUAUCUUAAUUAAUUAUUUAAUUGGAUUCCUCAAAACGUAAUUGAGCUGUUUCUUCUCCAUGUAUAAUAAUGUCUCAGCAGCAGCAAAACCCUCAUGAGGUUUUGCAAUCUCUGCAGCAACCAGAUUUCAAAUCCUUCUCAAUAAGACAAUAUGUUCUUGCUUAUCGUCAGAAAGAUGUCUUCCACAACUGGCCAUUUCCAGAAAAGUACUUGCAGAUGUGUCUAAUUCACGGUAUCAGUGAUGUCUUGCCACCAUUUCAACCCCACCAUUUAGCUAUUGAAUCUAUUAGAGGAGGCCUUAGGCAUUUGAAUUGUUCCCGACAAAGUAAAAAAAGUAUAGCUAGUCCCGUCCAUAGAAUUCAUCAAACUACUAUAGACCAGGAGGCUAUUUCAAAAGAGGAAUGCAAUUUGAGCAAGAAUGAUGAAACAGUAUCCAAUAUUUGCGGUGAUGUCAAAGACGAUCGCCAUCUAUCCCUUUCUAGCAAUACUUGUGAGCAUGAAGACAAUGAUAAUCCCCUCAGUUCUGAUGUUACUUCUAGUAUCAUAGUUUCUGAAAAUCAACCUUCUGCUGACAUGUCAGGAUUCCUCCUUCGUGAUCAUCGGUGCAAUGAGACAAUGAAUUUGACCAAGAGGCUGGGACUUAAGCGAAGAAGGCAUAAGGGAAAGCACAAGAAGAAAUCAGUUGUUGAUAUAUUAUCUGUGGCUAAGCCUUGUACAUACGAGGAUCGGUUAAAGAUGAACGAAUUGUAUUCUGGUUUGAGCAAGCCUCAUGAGCACAUGGUUGAAGAAAUUGAAGAGGUGACAGAUGUUGAGAAAUCUGAGCUAACGGAGGAUUGCUUAAAUAAUAAGCUUCACACAGGCAAUUGUGAAGGUGAUAUUGAUACGCUAAAUGGAAAAGGAUGGGUAGUGAAGUUCAAGUACAGUGGCUGCAGUUUAAAGUCCUGCAAUAUGGAUCCAGAAAAAGGAAAAACGAAUGCAUAACUAAUGUAACAAAGUCAGUGAAUCACUUCUAUUCUACAAAUUACAGAUUCCAGGUUGCAAUCAUCUGCAUUAUCAAUCUCCAAGUCAAAUUUAGCAUGAUCAAACACAUAACUCGAAAGAGAUGAUGGGGAGAGUAACUCAUACACGUUGGUUUGUGUGACACAGUCACGUUUUUCUAAUAGAAUCUGAUUUUCCAGCUUUUCUAAGUAGAUUUUGUUCUUAUAAUUCACAAUUCCUGGUUAGAGAAGGAUAGUAAGA